CUCCUACAGGUCAUUCAGCCACCCUUUAUAAAGCUGCUGCAAAAAUUGUAGGAAACCCAUUUGAAGAUUAACAUUCCAAAGGAAGGGGGACCCAGAGGAAACAACAAACACACACAAAGGAUCAAGUCCCGUUGCAGCCACUACGAAAGGAGCACCAUGUUCCAGGUUACUCAGUACAGUUUCCUGAAAUUCAUACUGCUUGCAAUGUAUGAUUGGAAGGCAGUUACUGCUUUUUCUAAUGAUUCGCCACUGCUCAACCCCAGCUGGGGAAAUACAGAUAGCCUGCUGCAUUUGUACACAUCCACAGCAAGAAACAGCUUCCACCUCCAAAUUAACUCCAAUGGACAUGUGGAUGGAAGUCCUUCCCAAACAAUUUACAGUGCUGUGAUGAUCAAAUCUGAAGGUGCAGGUUAUGUAGUGAUAAACGGUGUAAAAAGUGGACGAUACCUGUGUAUGGACAUGAAUGGGAAUAUCUUUGGAUCACAUUACUUCAGUUAUGAGGACUGCACUUUCAAACACUGGACCCUGGAAAAUGGUUAUGAUGUUUACCAGUCUCCCAAGUACCAUUAUCUAGUCAGCCUAGGAAAAGCCAAGCAACCUCUUUUUCCUGGUAUGAAUCUACCACUUUACUCUCAGUUUUUGACCAGACAAAAUGAAAUCCCUUUAGUUCAGUUCAACACACCAAAACCCCACAGACAUACCCGAGAUACCAACACUGAUCCCUGUGAUAGUAUUAUAGCAGCUGGAAGUGGUGCUAAAAACAACCCAAAGUCUCAACCAUCCACAUAUCACAGUCCAGCCUAUUCUAAUAGUGAAGAUGAAGACCCAAAUGGUGCAACACUCAAAAGAAGAUUUUUGAGUCCUCGGACUGAUACCAGAUCUUGAACUACAUUGUGAUAUCAACUUGAUUUCUGUCCUAACCAGGAUAUAACAUGAGCAAUUAUUUCAAAGUAUUGUUAUCCUGAAAAUUAACAGAAUAUUAAGCCAUAUUUUCAUAUUACCAGUUCAGAAUAAGAUAUAUUGUGGAACAUUCAGUACAGAAUGAAUUAUGGGCACAUACAAUUAUGUAAAAGGAAUUUUAUAUAUUUGAGUUUACUCAAGUUUCCAUGCUAUGGCCAUCUCUUGUAAAGCUGUACUACUAAAGUCUAUGCCUGAAUGGAACUGAAACAACUUCAGGUACAACUAAAUAUAAACUGGAGCCCCCCUGCCCCCUCCAAAAAUGUAACACUGCCCAGUUCUUUUAGGAGAACCACAUUGUUGAUGACUGAUGCUGUGAAUGAGAUAUAAAUCCAAACUACUUGAUCCAUAUUGCUAUGUAUCUAUUAGGAAUUUGAAACAUUGGAACAAACGUUGGUCUUAGUUUGUGACUUGGUAGAUAGUAUAUUAAUAAUACCAGGAAAUGGACCAAAACAAAAUUGCUAAAUAUACUUCAGGUCCAAUGCUUCUCUUGUGGCCUUAUGAGCUCUGAAUUUUAUUUGCUGUGUCCUUAAACACAGCAAUAAAUGUAAUGCACCAAUAUAUGAUACCAAUAACUAGAAGUUAUUCUAAUAUAUCAACAUGUAAAUUCCCAACUUUAAUCUGCAUAAUGAGCCAAGCUGCUUGAUGAAGCUCACGUUUCAUUUCAUAAUGAAAGUAAAAACUUGCAUGUCUGAACACUUACACAAAUUUUUAAGUUAUGUUAGCAUAUCUCUUGUCCCUUCUUCCCUUUAUAUGGAAAAAUCAACACAAAAUACUUUACCUGUCAUCAAAAUGAUACACCCACACAAGAGAUGCAGCAUACAAUUUUCCAUUGGAAUGUUUCAACUCUUUCUCCUAAUUAGGCCUUGCAUAAAUCUCUUCUUUAGGUCACUUGAAACUGCAAGUGGGAAAAUAAGUCUACAAGAUGUUGGAGAUUUACCACCAUAUACCCAUAACCUGUAGUGCCAGAGUUUCUUUGUUUUCUUGCACUAAACUGUUCAAGAGACUAGGCCAUUAAUAAUGACAUAGUAAUUGAUCAGUUAU
Molecule: messenger RNA, 2001 nt
Organism: Varanus komodoensis (Komodo dragon)
Lineage: Eukaryota; Metazoa; Chordata; Lepidosauria; Squamata; Varanidae
Gene: FGF23
Product: fibroblast growth factor 23
Exons: 3
Coding region: 157-885 (242 amino acids)
Biological process (GO): animal organ morphogenesis; cell differentiation; fibroblast growth factor receptor signaling pathway
Cellular component (GO): cytoplasm
Molecular function (GO): type 1 fibroblast growth factor receptor binding; growth factor activity
Source: RefSeq, a predicted model, not a curated record